Messenger RNA from Cynoglossus semilaevis (tongue sole), 2507 nucleotides. RefSeq names its product zinc finger, MYND-type containing 11 (gene zmynd11). Gene Ontology annotation, molecular function: DNA binding; transcription corepressor activity. The record is from RefSeq and is a predicted model, not a curated record. Gene Ontology annotation, cellular component: nucleus. The transcript is spliced from 17 exons. Lineage: Eukaryota; Metazoa; Chordata; Actinopteri; Pleuronectiformes; Cynoglossidae. Gene Ontology annotation, biological process: regulation of signal transduction; regulation of transcription elongation by RNA polymerase II. Bases 147 to 2144 code for a protein of 665 amino acids.
CCGCCGCUGAAGCGCGACCAGGCGCUGCACAUUAACCUCCGGCGUGAACAAGCCCGAUGUGAGCGCCCUCGCUGCUCGUCCUUCGUGGAUUAUUCUCCGUGUUCUUCCGUGUGUUCGUGUGACUCUGUGGCUGGAGGGAAAUAGUGAUGAAUAAAGAAAUAAUGUCACGUGUGGUAAAGAAGAGGCAGGCGGACCCGAAGGUGGUCCAGUACGUGUGGGCUGCCAUCGAAGUCAUCCGCAACCAAAAACAAAUUGCAAACAUGGACAGGAUUUCCAAGUACCUGAGUCGCAUGUUUGGAAUGCACCCCAAGGAGACGGCCAGGCAGCUGAGUCUGGCCGUGAAGGACGGCCUGGUGGUGGAGACGCUCACGGUCGGCUGUAAAGGCUCCAAGGCCGGCAUCGAGCAGGAAGGUUACUGGCUGCCUGGAGACGAGAUGGAGCCCAAGGCUGAAGGAAGCAAGGACUGGGAGACGGAGAGCCACGACUGGUACUGCUUCGAGUGUCAUCUGCCGGGCGACGUGCUCACCUGUGACAACUGCUUCCGAGUCUUUCACCUCAAGUGUCUGACGGACGAGUGCAAGCCUCGAGAUGGAGGAUCCCACUGGCAGUGCGUGGUCUGCAGGGGCAGUAAAAAGAAGAACCUGAACAAACAGGAGAUGAGUAAAUAUCUACACUUCAUCGUGCAGCGCAUGAAGGAGCGGGCAGUGGACCUGAACAAGAAAGGCAAGGACACCAGGCAUCCCAUGUACAGACGCCUGGUCCACACGGCACUGGACGUGUCCAACAUUGAUGAGAACCUGUCUGAAGGAAAGUACAGGAGCUUCGAUGAGUUUAAAGCCGACGCUCAGCUCAUCGUUCACAACACAGCCAUCUUGUACGGGGUCCACAGUGACCAGGCGGAGAUCGCUCGGAUGCUGUUCAGCGACACGUGUCACGAGCUGAACGAAUUACUGUUGUGUAGAAACUGUUUCUUCCUGUCCAACGCCCGGCCCGAGAGCUGGUUCUGUUACCCCUGUAACCCCAGUCACGACCUGGUGUGGGCCAAAAUGAAAGGCUUCGGCUACUGGCCGGCCAAAGUGCUGCAGAGGGAGGACAACCAGGUGGACGUGCGAUUCUUUGGACACCAGCAUCAGAGAGCGUGGAUUCCCUCCGACAACAUCCAGGACAUCAAGGUGAGCGUCCAGCAGCUGCAGGUGAAGCGCAGCAGUGGCUGGAAGAAGGCGUGUGAGGAGCUGGAGGUCUACCAGCGUUUCCUGAAGGAGGGACGUCAGUGGAAGACAAAGACGGAGGACGGCAGCCCGUCGCAGCGACAGCAGCUUCGGGACGACAGGGAGGAUGCGGAGGUGGAGGAGGUGGAGGAGGAGGAGGAGGUGGAGGAGGAGGUGGAAGAGGAGGGCGGCGGCACCAGAACGGACAGGAUGGAGCGCACAGACGAAGCCGAGUCCAGCAUCUCCUCCACCAGCAACGAGCAGGUCCGACAGCUCAAAGGCACUCAAGAACCCAAGGCGAAGAAAAGCCGUCGGACUCAGAUGCUGGAGCCCAAAGAGGAAGUCAGUGACCCCGAGCCAGAGGUUGAGGCAGUGAGCUCCAGCCAGGAGAUCCCUGUGUCGUCUGCGCCACAGCAGCCUGAGAAGCUGUCCGUCUCCACGCAGACCAAGAAGGCCGUCGGUGGAUCGCCGCGAACGCUUCACCGCGGGACCCAGACCAGCAGUGACGGCACCUGUCAGAACAUGUGCCACGAGAAGUACACCAAGGUUUUUAACGACGUGAAAGAGAUGAUGAAGGCCGACAACAAGAGGGAGACGGAGAGGGUGGUCAGAGAAGCUCUGGAGAAGCUGCGUGCAGAGAUGGAGGAGGAGAAGCGACAGGCGGUGAACAAAGCUGUGUCCUCGGCUCAGGCGGAGAUGGAGAGGAAGUGUAAGCAGGUGAAGGAGAAGUGUAAAGAGGAGCUGGUGGAGGAGGUGAAGAAACUGGUGGCACAGCACAAACAGCUCAUCUCUCAGACCAAGAAGAAGCAGUGGUGCUAUAACUGUGAGGAGGAGGCCAUGUACCACUGCUGCUGGAACACCUCCUACUGCUCCAUCAAGUGUCAGCAGGAGCACUGGCACGCCGACCACAAACGCACCUGCCGCAGGAAGAGAUGAGCCACGCACACACACACACACACACACACACACACACACACACACACGUGCUUCUGCUCUCCAGAAAAAACAUUGACUUUCUCGUUAAUUUAACUGUUUUCUACUUUUUUAUGGUCGGCCCUGUUUUGUUGUUUUCCUUGAGGACAUGUUGUUGAUAUGGUUUUGUCUUUUUACUGAGGUUUGAACUGGUGUCACAGGAAGUGAUGAAUAAGUCAUUCACCAACAUUUUGUUACCAGAACUUUUUAAGUGAAAAAUACCUUUCUCAGUGUAACGGCAACAAGCGCACGUUGACACAACAGAAGAGUGUUUGCUGUAGUUUUGUUGUAGUUUCCUGCAUCAACCUGCCUUCACACCGAAACGUU